AUGGGUGGCAAUGCGAAAGAUGCCUGGACUGCUCGUAGCAGAAAGCUGGACGAGCGUAAGCUCAGCAACAUCUAUCCUGCUACCAAAGUCAGAAAGACCACUAGUUGGCGAAACUCAAAAGCAGAGUCUCCUUCUGACGAGAAGGCAGCACCGCGUACUGCAAAGAUUGGUGUUUCUGAGCAUCAAGCGCUGCGGCCACAGCCUGCAGAACAGCCUCGGGAAGCACGACUAGGGAGGGGCACGUCUCUGAAAUUGCCUCUGCAGGAGUGCAUCUCCAAAAAGGAUCAGCACAUUGCAUUGGCCAUCGGAAAGGUGUCAGAGAGCUCAAAAGAAGCUUUCAGCUUAUAUAGAGCUGACAAGAGAGGUCCUCCGGCUUCCCGAGUGUUACAACCUCAAGUUCCUUCCACGAGUGGUGGCAGGAGAAUGGGCGAAGCCUUUGGAAGUCAAUUUCAGGCAGACGAGGCAAUUGAGCAAGCGGUUGCUAAAGCUCGACCAGAAAGUGCCCUCCAGCCUGGCUAUGUGGACAGCGAUGUGACCACCGAGGACGAGAGUGGCGAAGCGGACGAUGACGAGGUCACUUGCAGUCUUGCUGAAUGGAGGGUGAAUGUGGGAAUGAGUCCUAAGAGGGGCCCUGAAGAAAGAGCCACCAAUAGAGGGUUGCCUGACUCCUGGCCAGGAUCGCCCCCGGCGCUAGACCCUCCAGCAGCACCAACGGGUAUUUUGGGCCAGCAUCAGAAAGCAGAGGUCGGAAAGGUCCAGAACGAACAGGCUCGCAAUGAGGAGAUUAGAGCGAAGCGGGUCGGACCCCCUUCUGACGCUGAGCAACGGCAGAAGAGGCAAAAGCUGGAAGCACGGAUGGAAAAUGGGGGUGUGGCAGCUGCUCUUUGUGAACCCCCCCCAAGCAUUGAGCCGCAAGCCGAACAUGCGCAAGAUCUGGGAGCUUCAGCGCGCCUUCGCUUAGGAGGCAAAGGAGCGGUUGCUCGUGAGGGCGCUAUAGUGGCAAUCACUUUGCCAGAGGUGGCACUCGGUGCCCUCCUGCCCGGGGGCCCCUCCAGCAGUCGUUCUAGCGAGGGGACCUCUCCCUUCCCCACACCAGUGAUUCAGUUCUUUGACCGGGUGAUGAGCGAGAGGGGGGGCGGAGUUGCAGGUGGAGAAGCAAGCGGGAGGGGCUCACAGGCAGGGAGGGAGGGACAUGCUGUUUUGCAACCGGAGGGGGUACUUGCACUAGAGAACCAACAAGGGAACCAGAAUAGCGAGAGCGAAGCUGAUGGGUUGCAGCAACAUCCAGCGCGAGGGGUCGGAGAUGCAGGCCAGGGGCAUGCGAACCUGCGAGGAACUGAGGCGCUGCUGCAUGAGUUUGACAGUGGGGCGCGUUUGGGGGAGGUUCCAGCGCAAAGUGAGGUUCGCCAGGGGGAAGGGGGGCAACCGGGACUGACCCGCCGAGAUUCUAUCUACUCGCCAGGGGACGAUUUUUGGAGCGAAGCUCUGGCAAUUGCGGCAGCUUUGGAGGUCCAGAAAGAACGAGGGGGUCCGAAUAAGGCGGGGAACUCGGGGGAGGGUCAGGAGGGGCGUGGAGCUGCUGCAGGAAGCGGACUUUUACAGGCAAUUGGGCCCCCUGACAAGGGGGGACCUCUGGAAACUGGAGACAGACUCGUUCGGGGUGGAGCGCAGGGGCUUCAGACUGCAAUCCCGAACCGCGGACUCCCCCAUAUACACGUUGCAGAGCCAGAGGACGCCCUUGAGCCGCCCAAUAGUCAGUCGCCCCUCCCUGUCCGCCAGCUAGCUUUCACCCCCCCGGAGCAAUCCUUGGACCAAGCCUCGUCACUUCAACCCCCUCUCGGCGGCCCAGUUCCCUUGCACUCCAGUCAAAGAGCAGAGCGCGAAGAGCUUCCUCGCCCGCCUAAAGAUUCCGCGGCCGCAGCAGCCGCCGCAGCCUUGCUUGCGCCCGCUAUAGACCUCCCAAGGCAGCUAAACCACAGCCUCUCCAAAGCCCGCACUCCACUCAACUCCCUCGCCACAUGCGCCCUGCAAACCGGCCCGAGCCCGGACCUCACGUUUCAAACUUUAGCCGAAGGAUUGCACGACACGAUCGAGGAGUCGGACUCGCAUGCGGAGGACUCCAUCUCCCAAUUCGAGACGCAGCCAGAGUCGAGCCCAGAAGAUGGCGGCGAGUUGCACGGAGUCGCAGAGGGGGGCCUUGUUUUUGGGGCGGUGGAAAUGGCGCAGCCGACGGACAUGGUGCAACAGGGCGCGCAGCCACUCGCGCAGGGCCUUGUACGCACGGACGUCGAACCUUUGGGGUUCCCUGUAGAACCUGCUGCUGUCAGCGCGGAAGCGAACCGUUUGGAAGAACCGUUCCACCGAAGAGGCCCCCCAAGAUACUUUCCGGAGCAUGGGGCUGGACCUGGUUCGCAGUUCUACGAGCGGUUUCCGGUCGGGGAUGUUUCUCAAAGCCGAGGAGGUCCGGAUGAUAUGCAGGCACAAGAAGCUGCUCUCGAUCCCAGGCACUCCGUGGCAGCUAUCGGGAUGCUUUCUACAGCGCCGAUAGGCUCGUCUGCUGGGGGCGCAAACCCAGGUGUAAACGGAGGGGUUAACAAGUCUAGCCAAGCUCAGAACGGACGGCCGGUUCAGCACGCCGAGGGGAAGGUGCAGGAGGGGCUGGGCGGGCUGGCAAAGGAGGGCGGUGGAGCUGAGGGAGACGGUGGGUUUGGCGGUCAAGCUGGGGGUAAGAGGGCCAGUCACGCAAGGGAAGAGGCCCAAGUCGGGGUUUUGGAGGCCCACGUCCGGGUUUCGGACAGCCAGUUUCGGAGAGGGGGUGUCGACGGACAAGGAGCGGCUGGCAAUGUCGGCCCAGAGGAAACGCGCAGUGAGAAUACGCCCCCACAUCCAGGCGCUGAAUCGGACAAAGGGAUUCGUCCGGAGGAAACAGUGGAGUCUGCAGCGGAUGGGGUGAAUGGUCCCCACCCACUCGAGGACUCAGAAGACCCGAUAGAAUGCUCACUGGCCAGCCAAGCGGAACCCUCAGGACAGCUGAACCCCUCUCGGAAAGCAUUGGGAGCACGCGCAGGUAAGCCUGGGGGGAGCCAGCGAACCGCUGGUCGAGUGGGGCCAUUCGCACCGCUCAGCUCGCCCUUCAGUCCCCGUCCCGCCGCUCGCAAACCCGCACCUGAGCCCGGAGCCAACCAACCGGUGACAGCUGGCGCGUCAGGGGAGCAGCCACGUGGCACCUCACGGGAGCCCGUAAGAACCCCGGCAGGGCCGUCUUCACAACAGCAGGGGGCGGGUUUACACCCUGAGGGAGGCACGCCGACUCAGCCGCUGUCCUUGACGACUCCCGGGGGGGCACCUGGACGGGUCUCGGAGGGGGGGGACAGCGAGCCCGCGAGUUGCGAGCUGCGGAACUACCUUCCGGCGGAGGUGUGUGCGGUGUAUGCGAGCAAGGGCGUUGGGAGGAUGUACCAGUGGCAGGCAGACGCGCUGAGCCUGGAGGACGUGAUGCGAGGCAAGAGCCUAGUAUUCUGCGCAUCAACGAGCGCCGGCAAGAGUCUGGUCGCCGAAGUGCUCAUGAUCCGGCGAACCCUCGCCACGGAGAAGAAGGCAGUUCUCGUGCUGCCCUACGUGGCGCUCUGCGCGGAAAAGGCUGACCAGCUCGAGAAAGUCUUGGAGCCGUUGGGGCGGCGGGUGCGGGGCUUCUAUGGCUCGAAGGGCGGGGGAAGCAUUCCCCCGGACACGGCCGUCGCUGUCUGCACCAUUGAGAAAGCGAAUAUCCUGCUAAACAAGAUUCUCGAGGACGGCAAGCUGUCCGAGAUCGGCAUCGUCGUUAUCGACGAACUUCACAUGGUGGGCGAUGAAGACCGGGGCUACCUCCUGGAGCUCCUCCUCACGAAGCUGCGUUUCGCCGCCGGCGGGGGGGUGAAAGUGGCCCUGCCGCCGACCCCCCUGUUGGCGGGGGCGCCGAGCACCUCAAACCAUACCCCGGGGGGGACGCAGACGGCGUCUGACGGAACCAGUCAGAGUAGCACCCCGUCACAGGAGCCCGGAUUGCAGAUCGUGGGCAUGAGCGCAACGAUGCCGAACGUGGAGGCGGUUGCGCAGUGGCUGGAUGCGGCGCUGUAUAAGACGGACUUUCGGCCGGUCCCACUCGAGGAGUUUGUCAAGACGGAGAGCUUGAUAUACGACAAGCACAUGCGGCCGGUGCGCAGCCUCCCGGUGGGCGCGUCGCGUGAAGGGAAGGACCAAGACCACUUGGUCGAGCUGUGCGACGAGGUCGUCAGGGACGGCCACAGCUGUCUCAUCUUCUGUGCCACCAAGAAGAGUUGCGAGGUCACGGCUAAGCACGUGGCCAAACUAUUGCCCCGACGGGCGAUUUCCCAGCACGAAGCGGAGCUCGCGGCCACUGUUGAGGAGCUGAGCCGCAACACGACGGGAGCUGACGUGGUGCUCGCAGAGACACUCCCGAAUGGAGUAGCGUACCAUCAUGCGGGACUGACGUCGGAGGAACGCGAGAUCGUGGAGGGCCUUUACCGCAAGGGCGCCGUCAAAGUGCUGGCCGCGACCUCCACGCUUGCAGCCGGUGUCAACCUCCCCGCCCGGAGGGUCAUCUUUCGGGCGCCAAAAGUGGGGAUCGACUACAUCAACGGAGUGCAGUACCGGCAGAUGUCCGGGCGGGCGGGCCGCGCGGGGAUCGACACAAAGGGAGAGAGUAUUCUCAUGUGCACGGUCAACGAGCAAUCGCGGGUGCGAGCGCUCCUCGAGUCCGGGUGCCAACCGCUCGUGAGCUGCCUCACGGAGGACAGCCGGGGGAUGACACGUGCCCUCCUGGAAGUGGUCGCCGCCGGGAUUGUCCAGACGCCGCCCGACGUCCAGCGCUACAUCAGGUGCACGCUUCUGGCGACCACCCGCCCUACGGAGGAGGUCUCCAAGGUCGCACUCGCGUCUCUCAAAUGGCUGGGCGCCCACAACUUCAUCGAAUGGGAGAGCACCUCGGAAGACGGCAAACGCGGAACUUACUCCCCCACCCCGCUCGGCCGCGCCGCCUUCGGGAGCUCGUUAACACCGGAAGAGUCCCUGAUCGUGUUUACGGAUCUUGCGCGGGCCCGCGAGGCGUUCGUCAUGGCCACGGAGCUGCACACGGUAUACCUGGUGACGCCGGUUUACAUCGACGUGGCGCCCCCGGAUUGGCAGCACUUUGCGCGCACGUUCUGGCAGAUGACUGGGUUGGAGCAGAACGUGGGCACGCGCGUGGGGAUCGAGGAGAGCUUCCUGCACAAGCUCGCGUCGGGCGUCCUGCAAAUCCCGAGAAGCAACCCAGUCACCGGCCGCCACGUGGCGCGCAUCGGCGCCUCCCCCAAGAAGAGCCUGCUCGCCACGGGCGCAACGGCGGCCGCCGCGCGCAAAGCCAAGGAAGAAGACCAGAAGCGCAUCUGCCAGCGUUUCUACGCCGCUCUAGUUCUCUCCAAGCUGUCGCAAGAGAUGCCGCUUACCGAGGUCGCGCAGUGGUCUGGUUUGCCGAAGGGGACGAUCCAGGGGCUCCAAGACGCGGCGGGGCGGUUCUCGGUGCUCGCCCUCUUCACCCAGUUCCAUUCGCGGGUCAGCUUCGGCGUCAAGGCCGAGUGCAUCGAACUCACCGAGAUUCCCAAUGUCCGCUCCGCCCGCGCGCGCGCGCUCUUCAAGGCAGGGCUUCGGACGCCCCAAGCGGUCGCUGAAGCGUCCGUAGAGGAGAUUGCAUCCGCACUUGCGGCCGGGGGAGGAGCGGGCAGCCGGGGGUUGCACCUGGCGACAGCGAAGAAGAUCCGAGUCGGCGCCCGUCAGAUCGUCGUUGAGAAGGCGAAGGACGCAGCGGCCGCCAUGUUCUCGAACCUGAGCGCGAUCGGCAUGAAGGUGUCGCAGCGUCAGAUCCUGCCACUUGUCAGUCAGGAGACGCUACUCCAGGCCGAACCCCUCCCGUCACCACUCGCAGCAGAGGCGACGCCAAAUGAGAAACCGGCGCCCGGGCCCCCUGGUACUAUUUCCGCAGAGGCACCCCUGUCUAACCUUGGGGGUGCAAGACCGCAGCUCCAGUCCCCGAAUGAGAAAGAGCCCACCGGAGAGUUUACAAGGCCUCUCCACAGGCCGGGAAAGGAGCCUGUAGACAUGGACAUUGAUGAGGGCCCUGUAAACGACGGGGUUGCGUGGAGCAACCAGCCCGCAAGCGGUGUGCUGGUCAAUCGGCCCCAGUUUACAAGGCCUGAAACUGCACAAAGUAACCUCGGAGCCAGUCAUUCAGUGCGCCCGCAAGUAGAUGACCCUAGGAGUAAUCCCAGACAGGCCGCAAUGCAGACUGAAACGCGAGGGUUAAGCAGGUUCUCCGACGAGCAGCAGUCGAAUAGAAACGGAGCGCUCGUUCCGGCCUUGCACAACGGAAUGCCUCCCCCUCCCGCUGCCGGCAUUUGUUUCUCAGUUCACGCGAACCGGUCGCCUGAGCCACUCCGUUUACCCCCCCAUUCUGGCCCGGUGGACGUUGACAAGCUCCCCGGGGGUUUUGACGCCUUUUACGACCACUGGGCAUCCGCCGAAGAGUUUGCAUACGAGCUCCACAUAAGCGGGCAGGAGAAGGCGAAGGCGGAGGGGGGGCCGUGGGAGAUCGAGGGGCUCGCGGUUGCCUGGGAGGGAUCCCCCGUGUUCUACGUUUCUCUAGCGCGCGCACCGAAAGCGCGCCUUAAUGGGGGUUCGCUCGAGAUUUCAAAGACCCUGGAAAGCGAGGGGGGGGACUUGGCGGGGGGGGACCGGAGACGGCUCGCCGUGGAGCAACGCUGGCAGACGGUCAGGGGGGUGUUCGAGAAACGGGGGGUGCGGAAAGUUUCCUGGGACGUCAAAGAACAGCUCUUGGCGUUCGGAAACGCGAUCGUGGCCACCGGAAAGGAGGCGGCUGGCAGCCCGGUCAAGGAGGCGGUUAACGGCCCGGUUAAGGAGGGGGUUAGGGGCCCGCUCGGGGAGCUGUGGGCGAAGCAGGGGGGGCAGAAGAAGUGGGUUAGGCUGCCGGGGAUUUGCCCGGCGGACCCGCUACUGGACGUCCGGAUUGCCAACUGGAUGCUGCUGCCGGACAAGGAGAGCGCCCGACGGGUUUCGCUCGAAACCCUGGUCAAGGAACGAAUCGACGCCGAAACGACGAUCGCUUUGAGCCGCGCCGGGCGUUGGGCUGACGAGCCGGGGAGCCACUCCCGUGUGGCGGCCAACGGGUGCUGCCGGAGGGUUGCCCAGGUCGCCGCUCUGUGGACCUGGGUUAAGGGCAAGUUAAGCGGGGAGGGUUUGCUUGACCCGCUGGGAAGCGUGGAGAUGCCGCUGGUGCGCGUGCUGGGCGACAUGGAGAAGUGGGGGAUAGUGUUCGACUCGGCGGCCUGCCGGCGUUACAAGGGGCCGGUGGUUGAGAAGCUGCGCAUUCUAGAGGGCCGCGCGCGCCAGCUGGUGGGCUGGCCCGAGUUCAACCUGUACUCGCCCCAAGACGUUUCGGAGGUCCUCUUCCAAAGGUUACAACUGCCCGUGCCUCCCGGAACGAAGCGGAGUCCACGCCACAUCAGCACAGACAAGAGCGUUCUCCAAGCUCUGAGAGACCAGCACCCCGUGAUAGAGCUCAUUCUGGAGCACCGCACCCUCGCCAAGCUCCUCAAGUCGACGAUCGAAGCGCUCCUCCAAGAGGCCAAAACCGCACGGAGCUUUGGACCGGAUGCGGACGGCCUUGGCUGCGACGCGGACGCUUUCGGACGCCGUUCAGACGGUUCCGGUCGGACUCCGGACGGCCUCAGACGGGGUGCGGACGGCAACGGACGGGUUGCGAACGGUGACGGACGGGGUAUGGACGAAUUUGGACGGAGUACGGACGGUUCGGGACGGAAGUCGGACGGCUUCCGGCGGGUUUCAGGGGCGUCCGAGAGGGGCGGAAGGGCGCCCCGGCUGCAAAAGAUCUACGGGACGUGGCUCCACACGGCAGCGGCAACUGGGCGGCUCGCGAUGGAGGAUCCGAGCCUGCAGUGCAUUCAGCACAGCAUCUCGUUCUCGCUUGAAACGGAUUCCGCCCGGCGGAGGUUGGGCGGAGCGUCGGAACAGCGGAACCGGAACGAGGGGACGAGCGACGGCAUGACGACGAAAGCAGGUAGCAGAGAUCAGACGCUCGCAGCGUUCGGGGCUGCGCAGCGGCGCAAGAGCGGGACGCAACUGGGCGGAACCGAAGCUAGGACUGACGUAGGACGGACAGGCACCGCACAUAACGGAACGGAAACGGAACGGAACCAGACGGACGGCGACCGGGAGAUCUCGCGCCGGCUGAGCGGGGGCCACACCCGGCGCGUCGAGGUCAACAUCCGGAGCGUCUUUGUGCCGACGUCACACAGCUGGGCGCUGAUGUCAGCGGACUACGCGCAGGUAGAGAUUCGAAUGAUGGCGCACUUUUCAGGAGAUGCGGGGCUAGUGGCUCUGCUUUCGACACCUGGCGGGGACCUGUUCCGCAUGAUUGCGGCCAAGUGGGCGAGCAUUGAUGAGGCGGAGGUGCUGCCGAAGCAGAGGGAGGCCGCCAAGCACCUUACCUACGGCAUCCUGUACGGUAUGGGCGUCGAAGCGCUUGCGGAAAAGCUGGGCGUCUCCAGCAAGGAGGCGGCCACGUAUAGAACCGGGUUCUUGACCGCCUUCCCCGGAGUCACCAAGUGGAUCGAUUCUACACAGAGGGCGUGCCAGGCCAAGGGCUACGUCUCCACGCUGAGCGGGCGGCGGCGCUAUUUGGAGCACAUCAACAACGGGGGCCGGCAAAAAGCCAGGGCCGAAAGACAGGCAGUCAAUUCCGUGUGCCAGGGCUCUGCGGCGGACCUGAUCAAGCUGGCCAUGAUCAACGUGCACGGACACAUGACCGGACGCGCGAGCACCGUGUCCGAAACCCUAACCCCUCCCAACGGCUCGCUCGUUGGCAAGUGCCGGCUCCUCCUCCAGAUCCACGACGAACUGUUGCUCGAAGUCGAAGAGAGCGCGCUGCGGGAAGUGGCGCGCAUGGUGCGGUCGUCGAUGGAGAACGUGGUAACGCUGGCAGUGCCCCUCCAAGUCAAACUCCAGGUCGGCCCAUCGUGGGGCCAGCUCCAAGCCUAUGACGAAAGGCUGACGUCACACGCUCUGCCAACCCAAUUGACCCAGGCGGCCCGCGGCAUUCACGGGACACCCAUGGAAACCGACUGUAGCCCAAUCAGAAGAGGAGGGUAGGAUAGGGUAGUAACGAUAUGUUAAACGGACACAGGACCUCGAUUGAGUAGCAUAGUGAAGGUUUAAAAGGUCAAGGCGUGCUGUAGCGAUUUUUUGGAAUAGGGGUACUGACCCGUAGGGGUCAGCAGGAGAUCACCAGGCGGUGCGUCAAUCAAGCACCCGAAAGGUAUACAGAUGACAUAAGUGCGA
Messenger RNA from Klebsormidium nitens, 9408 nucleotides. The record is from the annotation of a GenBank genome assembly. NCBI's taxonomy places the organism in Eukaryota, Viridiplantae, Streptophyta, Klebsormidiophyceae, Klebsormidiales, Klebsormidiaceae.